AGCAUUGUCUGGUCCUUGAUGCUCUCUGAGCUGGGUUGUUUUUUUGCAGACAUUUCAUUACCCAAACGAAUAUUAUCAGUGCUUGUGAGGGUGUUCCCUAGCUUGGUAAUGAAACAUCUGCAAGAAAACAACCAAGCUCAGAAGGAGCCCUCAGCUUCCUUGAACCAAGCAACAUGCAUUGCAAGGAGGCAACUCAUAAGCCCUCCUGGUAGCACCAGGCAGGGCCGAGACACCAACAUUGCUUUGAAGAAACAAUUGUCUAGGUUUAGAGGUCUCAUGUGCUUCUGAAGAUAAGAUAAGGACCUCCAGGAGAGAAUCACACUUCUACAGCUAUCGUGAUGGUGUGUCCUUCCUCGUUAUCUCUGCACGGACUUUGUGAAGGACAUGUGUCAGUCAAACCUACAACAAGACAAAAGGACCUCCUGCACUAUAUGCAUGCACGUUCUAAAAGACGCCCACAUGAUGAGCAUGAGUGAUUUCCUUAAUCCUUCGGAUAUUGCUGCCGCAGUCCAGGAUUGUCAAGCUCCAGGUAGUUUCAACUGCAGAAAAUUCUUCCAGCUUUCUGGUAUGUCCAAAAAGAGCAGCAACCAAAUCAAGGGUAUAUUUCAAAUUCUAGAUCGUGAUAAAAGUGGAUUUAUUGAAGAAGAAGAGCUCCCUUACUUCCUCCAGAGGUUUGAGCCCGGGGCUCGCUUGUUAACACCAACAGAAAUCGAAAAAUUUCUGGCGACGGGAGACCACGAUGGAGAUGGAAAAGUUGGGGCUGAAGAAUUCCAGGAGAUGGUACAAUCCUAAAGGACCAGAAGCGGCUUGCGUGAUGGAAGAACUUCUGUCCAGAAAGAGUUCUCUUGAAACUUUCAAACCCAAGGAUCCUUUCUUAUAAUUUGCCUCCUA
Crotalus tigris (Tiger rattlesnake) is the source of this 891-nucleotide messenger RNA. Its product is annotated as parvalbumin, thymic CPV3-like. Gene Ontology annotation, cellular component: cytoplasm; nucleus. The transcript is spliced from 5 exons. Gene Ontology annotation, molecular function: calcium ion binding. Lineage: Eukaryota; Metazoa; Chordata; Lepidosauria; Squamata; Viperidae. The record is from RefSeq and is a predicted model, not a curated record. Bases 385 to 792 code for a protein of 135 amino acids.